Aplosporella prunicola CBS 121167 is the source of this 4530-nucleotide messenger RNA. RefSeq lists its product as uncharacterized. The record is from RefSeq and is a predicted model, not a curated record. Bases 139 to 4113 code for a protein of 1324 amino acids. Gene Ontology annotation, molecular function: DNA endonuclease activity; single-stranded DNA binding. The transcript has a single exon. Lineage: Eukaryota; Fungi; Ascomycota; Dothideomycetes; Botryosphaeriales; Aplosporellaceae. Gene Ontology annotation, biological process: nucleotide-excision repair. Gene Ontology annotation, cellular component: nucleus.
CACGUGAUGUAAGCCUUAGGCUGAAUGCCUCGCUCGCGCUUCGAUUACAUCAUCGUUUGAGAUGGGGAUGGUUGCCUGUGCGACUUUCUUAAGAUCCGACAACGCCACAUUCAUGGACUUUGGACUUGACGACCUAGCAUGGGUGUUACCGGCUUGUGGACCGUCGUGCAGCCGUGCGCGCGUCCGAUCAAGAUCGAAACUCUCAACAAGAAACGACUCGCCGUCGACGCCUCGAUCUGGAUCUACCAAUUCCUGAAAGCGGUGCGCGACAAAGAAGGCAAUGCGCUGCGCAACAGCCACGUCGUAGGCUUCUUCAGACGUAUCUGCAAGCUCCUCUUCUAUGGCAUCAAACCCGUCUUUGUCUUCGACGGUGGCGCCCCCGCGCUCAAGCGCCAGACCAUCAACAACCGGAAGCAGCGGCGAGAGGGCCGGCGCGAAGAUGCAGUGCGUACGGCAGGGAAGCUGCUGGCGGUGCAGAUGCAGCGGCGCGCAGAAGAAGAGGAACAGAAGCGCAAGGAACAAAAGCAGAGGGGCUCUGCCGCCGCGGUCGACGAGGAGCUGCUGCCGGAGAACCUGGUCUAUGCUGACGAGGUGACGAUGAGCGCGCAAGAGCGCCAACAGAAUCGCAGAUUCAAGAAGAAGGAUGCUUAUCAUUUGCCUGAACUCGACGUGUCGCUCUCGGAGAUGGGCGGACCGAACGACCCGCGCGUCAUGAGUGUCGAGGAGCUGGAGCAGUACGCGCGCCAAUUCGAGUCCGGCGAGGACAUCAACGUAUACGAUUUCUCGAAGAUCGAUUUUGAUGGCCCGUUCUUCCAAAGCCUCCCUGCCAGCGAUCGGUACAAUAUACUCAAUGCAGCGCGGUUAAGGAGCAGGCUUAGAAUGGGAUAUUCGAAGGAACAACUGGAUUCCAUGUUCCAGGACAGAAUGGCUUUUUCGAAGUUCCAGAUAGACCGGGUAAGGGAACGAAACGAGCUUACACAGCGUCUCAUGAACAUCAACAACGGCGAUGCUUUGUUUGGCAUGGAUUCAGCCGGGCGUGUGGCUGGCGAAAGGGACCGAGAAUACGUGUUGGUCAAGAACGAGGGCGUGGAAGGAGGCUGGGCUUUGGGAGUUGUGGACAAGGAUGAGGGCAAGUGGAACAAACCUAUUGAAGUGGACAGAAGCAGCCCACCUAAGGAAGAGGAAGAAGAAUGGGAAGAAGAUGAUGAUUUUGAGGACGUGCCUGUUGAGGGCCUUAAUCGGCUGCCUAAGCAAAGGCCUGUUGUGGAAAAUGACAGGACAAGUGACCUGAUGAAGCGUCGACAAGCUUUCUACAAGUCUCGCAGGGCGGGCCCUUCCGAACAGCGACGUCAUUCACCGAAGCCCAGAAACGAAGAUCCCGAAUCGUUGUUUGUGGCGGAUAAAGAGGAAGAUGAGGCUGAAGAGUGGGAGAACGUCGACAUUGGAAUGAAUGAUGAGCUUUUCGAGGAAGGCGAACAGGCCGCAGGCUCGGAAGACGAAGAAUUGCAGCGGGCGAUUGCCAUGUCGCUGGAACAGGACAAGCCAGAACAACCAGAACAGCACACUCAGCAAGAACAGGAAGUAGAUGAGGAUGAUGACUUUCUUGAAGUUUUCCAGCAGAAAGCCGAAGAGCCGAAACCCUUCUACAAGGGUAGUGGACUUGCGAUUGCCCGUAUGGCUAAUCAGCGCAGCAGCAAGGCAGCUGUCCCUGCUCCGACUGCCAUUGUUUCUGAAGCCACACUUGCUAGGGAUCGUGCUCCUCCCUCUGCUCCUUUCGCAGAAAGCGACAGCGAAACAGAUGAGGUAGAUUUGCAGGCUGCAUUGGCGGAAUCAAGGAAAUCGAAGCACCAACCACGCCAGCGCCCUCAGCCUUCUCAGAGACCUGAACCCACCGCUUCUACAGGGCCGACCGGGAAAUCCACAACUGAACCUUCAAAAGCCAAGGCAGGGCCCUUCAGCGGACCCCUUCCUUUCGAGAGGUUAGAUCUUGGUAGUUCGCUUCUGGGUCGUAAAAAGAUGCAAAAACUUGCCGAAGACCAAGCCGGUGGGUUCGAGAAGAAUGAUGAGAAGAGCAAAGGUGCGCCCUUACCGCCCUGGUUUGCCGAAGGCGGUGACAUAAGAGACGAAUUUGCGGCACAGAAGAAGUUGGAAGCGGAAUACAGAGAACAGGCUCGUCGAGAACGGGAAAGAGAGGACGAGUUCCAGUUUCAAGAGCAACCGCGGUUGAGAAAACACGAUACGAGGGAGGUUAUUGACCUCGAUGAGGAGUCUGAGCCUGAGAAGGAGAAGGAAGUCAUCAAUAUCGAGUCCUCAGAUGAUGAAGAUUUGGAAAUGGAAGACGUCAUGCCUGUUGAUUCGGAGGUCAGGAUAGGAGAUUUGGCAGACAAAGUACGUGCAGAACCGCCACUAUCAUCUCCGCCUACUGUAGGUGAUGCGACAACCAUAUCACCACCGAAGGGAACGUCUCCAGAUCAAGGCAAAGCAAAAUCCCCACAACCGGUGGCUAAAUCCCCUUGCCCUCAAGAGCAUUCCAACAAGCAGACCACUUUUUUGGAACAGGAAGCCGGGACAAGUCAAGGGCGCGGAACGCAUGAGACAGAUGCUUUGCCUGUAGGAGGUCAGAUCCAACCUGCGGUAUCCAAGUCUUCCUCCCCUGAAUUUGAGAUUGUUACAGGAACGGAACAGUCCCCUCAAAAUUUUGGGGCGGAACCAACAGCUCAACCUGUGGACGCACGUGAAGAAGAAGGCCCAGUGCCCAUGUCUGGACUGGCUGAUCAAGAGCUUCUCGAUGACCAAGAGGAUGACCAAUCAGUAUACUCGGAUCCCGAAGACGCAGAACUGUUCCAGCAACUCGCCACCGAAGCCGAAGAGCAUGCCCGCUUUGCUUCAACUCUGAACAACAAGUCACAAGAGACCAACGCGAUGGACUACGAGCGCGAGCUCAAGGCCCUGCGCAGUCAGCAAAAGCGCGACCGGCGUGAUGCCGAUGAAGUGACGCAGACGAUGAUUGCAGAAUGCCAGCAGCUGCUGGCGCUCUUCGGCCUCCCGUACAUCACGGCGCCAAUGGAAGCAGAAGCGCAAUGCGCCGAGCUGGUGCAUCUCGGGCUAGUCGACGGCAUCGUGACAGACGACAGCGACACGUUCCUCUUCGGCGGCACCCGCGUAUACAAGAACAUGUUCAACCAAGCCAAGUUUGUCGAGUGCUACCUAACGCAAGACCUCGAAGCCGAGUUCAAUCUCACGCGCGAUAACCUCAUCGCCAUUGCGCAGCUUCUCGGCUCAGACUACACGGAAGGCCUUCCAGGCGUAGGGCCCGUUACAGCGCUCGAGAUCCUCUCCGAGUUCGGCAGCCUGCCCGCCUUCCAGGAGUGGUGGACCGCGGUGCAGAGCGGCACCCGCCCCGCCGCCGCAGACCAGCCCUCCCCCUUCCGUCGCAAAUUCCGCAAGACCAACGCCGCGAAGCUGUUUCUCGCGCCAGGGUUCCCGGACCCGCGCGUCGCGGACGCAUAUCUCGCUCCAGCGGUAGACAAGGACGCGACGGCGUUCGCGUGGGGCGUGCCGGACUUGGAUGCGCUGAGAAGGUUUUUGUCAGCGACGGUGGGGUGGUCGCAGGAGCGGACGGACGAGGUGCUCGUACCUGUGAUUCGCGAUUUGAAUCGCCGCGAGACGGAGGGCACGCAGAGUAAUAUCACGAGUUUUUUCGGGGGCGGGGUUGGUGCCGGUGCGUUUGCGCCGCGGAAGAGGGUUGAGGGGAAGAGUCGGCGGCUGGAGAGCGCGUUGGGGAAGUUGGGGAAACGGGGGAGGGGCGGUGGUGGGAGUGAGGGCGAGGGCGAGGUGGUGGAAGGAGGGAAGGAGGAGAGGCGCAAGACACAGACGACGACGACGAGCAAAAAGGGCAGGAAGAAGAGGAGGACUGCUGCCACUGAAGAAGAGAACGAUGAUGACGACGCCAGCACCACCAUCCCAGAAAACGGAGACGAGGACGAUAACGAGAACGCAAACGACAGUACCAGCGACUACGCCCGCACCAGCAAGCCCAAAAAAGGAAAAAGCACCAAGGGCACCAAGGGCACCAAGCCCAGCAGCACGUCCACGCGCACCCGCCGCCACUAGUUAGCCACACACACAAGCAGCAGAGCAGACAAGCGCCCCAGCACCCACACCACCACCAAACACGCCACACCGCUCCCCCAGCCACACCCCUCGCACCCUCCCUACCAAACAAACAACCCGGCACCCGCACUCUUCCGUCACCACGGUCCACGGGCGCGCAAAAAGCCAGGGGUGCGCGGGAACUAAAAGUAGAUCAGACUGCCGUGUCGAGCCUAGCGGCGGGAAAUCACGGGUCGGGGGCAGGGAGGCUGGGCCGGGAUGGUCCGAGCCGGCGUAGCUAGCGGUGCUGUGCGGUGCUGUGGUUGGUUGGAUGGUAGGUGGAGGGGUUUGGGUGUGGGCGGGAUGGGGGGCCUGGUUUGCUGUUGUUGGCUGUAGUUGGUAGGUUGCUUGCUUGUGCUGGGGUGGGGUUGCUGGGGU